AUGCACCCAACUGCAGCUCUUUUCACUAGUGUUCGAAAUGAGAUGAGGUGUCCCAUCUCUGGCUCAACAGAAAAUCUAUGGGCUUGCCCUUUAAUUCCCUACGAAAUCGCAGACGACGAGGACGAGGCUAUCCGUAUGGAGUGGGUUUUUGGACUGCCGCGUGGUGGCCUAUGGUACUACCUUCGGUCGAAAGAGAACGUCAUCCACCUUAGGAAGGACAUUCGUGAUAUGUAUCGCCGCGGAGAUUUUGUGCUGGUACCGACCUUCCGCGAAUGCGCGAGGGCUUUGGAGUAUCUGAAAAACCCGAGUAUAAAGAGUCGCGACGAGUGUGACAGGACACCUCGUCGACCUUUGUCUGCGCUCGCUCGUCCCGACGGGCUCUUCCGCUAUGUCUUCAUCCCCGUUAGCAAAGCUGGCUGGGAUCUUCGAAGGCAGUUCGAUCUGCAGCCUCAGACAAAGGAAGACCUCAACGGCGGUAUCCUCCCCGACGACGGCAAGCCCAUGCUUCCGGGUACCGAAGAAUUCCCCGUCAUCGAGUGCUUAGUGCACCCCUUCUCGGUGGCCUCGUUCGCGGACGAAACACUCAACAGGGUCCGCUCAACUUUGCUUAGCGGGCAAUACCACGCCCUUGUUUUUCUGAUCAUCGACGAAUGGGAACGCCCCACCAAUAACUACGCGCCGCAGUGGUUCAUCGACGAGCCGACUUACGACUGCGACGAUACGACCCUGUCUGCCACCGAGGCCACCGGCUACAACCCGCUCCCGCCCGACUCGGAUGCGUGCACGCCGCGCAGACCCGCCAGCAUACUGCAAGAUGCCUCCAUCGACGAGGAAGAUGAUCUCAAGAAGGUCUGCCACUGGUUCUCGCAGUACGACCCGAAAGCGAAGCCGCCGCGCGAGGCGUCGCGCUCGCCCGCCAAGGUGCGCCGCUCGCGCCGCCUGCAGGAGAAGAUGGGUGUGACACCACCGCCGUCGCCUGGCGAGAGCGAGCCGCCUCUGUCUCCGGUCCGCCGAGGCCCGCUGCGCCCGCGCGACCCCGUCCGGUGCCCACCGGCAUGGGCUAGACGCAAUGGCCGGUACCCGACACAUAGGUUCACGAGCAACGACUGGGCCUACUUCCGCUAUCAUGUCGCGAUUGCAAGCCAUCUUGAGCCUCCUCCUAAGCCCACUCCGCUUCGCCGACGCUCUGCGCGAUCACGCACUACCUGA
Messenger RNA from Schizophyllum commune H4-8, 1209 nucleotides. RefSeq lists its product as uncharacterized. NCBI's taxonomy places the organism in Eukaryota, Fungi, Basidiomycota, Agaricomycetes, Agaricales, Schizophyllaceae. The record is from RefSeq and is a predicted model, not a curated record. The coding region runs from base 1 to 1209 and encodes 402 amino acids. The transcript is spliced from 4 exons.